Messenger RNA from Caenorhabditis bovis, 1521 nucleotides. The record is from the annotation of a GenBank genome assembly. Lineage: Eukaryota; Metazoa; Nematoda; Chromadorea; Rhabditida; Rhabditidae.
AUGGGUAAUAUAUGUUCGAUAACAACCGAAGAAGGCAGUAUAUUGCCAGAAGGAUUUGGGCUGUACGAUCAGUAUGGAAAAUUUUACAAACCCGUCAUUUUGGAGUAUUACGAACGACUAAUUGCCAAAGAUUUGGUCCGAGGACGAUCCGAACAAAAAAAAGUUACGACAAGCUCCGAAAUCACAGAUUUAGAUUAUACACUGUCAAAAGAAUUCAAGCAAGUAUUGGAUGAUCAUGUGCGAACAGUGUCAAAUAUCAAAAGCGAAACCGAUUUCAACGAUUACCUUUCUGGCUGGAAGUCAAAAAUAAUAGCGGAACUUGAAAGAAAAGCCACUGAUCCUUGCCAGAUCGAUAUUGUCAAAGGAUAUCUGAACAGCACAUUCAAGAAAAUGAUUUACACCGACUAUUUUGCUCCAACAACAGAACAAAAGAGAAAGAAGAAAAAGAAGCAACGUCGAAAGACGAAACGCACGUCAAAUCAGACGUGCCAAGUUAUUCGCAGGGACGCGAUGUUAAUGGGCAAUGCGAUAUUGGAAAAUCUCAGAAAUGAGAAUCUUCUCUCAGAAAUGUAUAAGGGAGCUGUGAAUAUUUUCGAUGCGUGUGAUUGCGAGUUUUCAAAAGAUGGACGAGGAAUUGAAAACUCCACAUUGUUUGAAUGGGCUGUACAUGUAAAUCAUAAGCUUCAUGCAAUAUCACACGCUCAAGAAAUGAUCAUGAAUAUAAAAGCAGUGUCUGAAAAUCUUGCCGAGAAUAUCCUCGACGAUCCGCGACGCUGGGCUAUGGCACUUUCAGAAUUCGAGCAGAGUAAGAAAAAGAAGCAAACGAACUUGGAUGAGCAAAUUGCAGAGAAUAUAUCGUCUAGAACGCCACGCAGAAAAGCUGCCAUAGAAGCAAUGAGAAGAACUGCGAAACAGGCGGGAGUGAAGUUUCGGCUGAACAACGGAAAACGCCGAGCCGUUCAAAAUUAUUCCGAGAAUGAUGAAGAUGAAGACGAAACAGACAGAGAAUCAUAUGGAAGUGGUCAUUUUGAGAAGCAGAAAUCUGUUGCGGAAGAUAGAAACCCCACGUCGUGCUAUGAAAAUUCAGAAACACGGAUUUCACGGCGCUGCCGAAAUUUUGAUGAAACAUGCAAUCAUCAAUCUCUAUCGGCUUCAUCUAGUUUGACUAAUGCACUUCCAAAUAUGGCUAGAGAGUCUGCUCCGUCGCCGAUUCCGACGUUGCGCUGUCGGCAAGACUCGCUUGAUACAAAUCCGAGCCAGCAGGUUUCGCUUAUUCCUGCACCGUCAAAAAUGAUUGCUAGUAUCGGGUUCUUUGAGAAUGGGGCAAUUAACAUCAAUUUGGGCCCUGAGAAUUGGGAUAGAACGAUAUCGUUCAUGAAAUCCAUCAUUCCGACGUUUCAAACUCCGAAUUCGAGUGAUGCGUUUGGUGAAUCAGCGGUGCCAGCAACUUCUCCUUCUACUCAACCACUUCAGAAUGGUUUUGAUCAGUUGGCUGCAUUUGACAAUAUUCUUAACAAAUGA